AUGAAUGAACCUUCCCUCUUUUACUCCGCCGACAGCGUGGGGGUUUCCAAGGAGUCUAAAGCCAGAAGCCUCUCGUUCCAGUACAUGUCAGACCUCCAUCUCGAGGUCUGGCAACAAUACGACACAUUUGACUUUCUAGUAACCGCUCCAUUUCUCAUCCUCGCUGGUGACAUCGGUCGUCUCGCCGACUACGAGGCGUAUCGACGAUUCCUGGCGCGGCAAGCCGCCCGAUAUGAGCUGGUGUUUCUCGUCCUCGGUAAUCAUGAGUUCUACGGCCUUGAUUUCGAUGCGGCAAUUGCCAAGGCGAGACAGCUCGAGGACGAACCUCGGCUCCAUCCUAAGCUGCGACUCCUUCACCGGACGAGAAUCGAUCUAAUGGGAGGCGAGAUAAGCAUCCUGGGCUGUACCCUGUGGUCCCACGUUCCGGACCGCGAUAUGGAUGCAGUACGUGGUAGAGUCAAGGACUUGCAGAAAAUAGAGAAUUGGAGCGUCGAGCGUCACAACCAGUCCCAAGAGGCGGAUCUCAGCUGGCUAAAAGAUGAAAUGACAGCCAUCUCGCCGGGCAUCGAGAAGAGCGCGUCGUCAAACAGGGUGGUCCUGGUUGUAACACAUCACGCACCUUCGAUUCAGGAAGCGUCUCGCCCCGAGCAAGUUAACAACCCUUGGACAUCCGCGUUUGCCUCGGACCUCCUUCCCGCGGUCGGGUGGGACUGUGUUGACUAUUGGGUGUACGGCCACACGCAUUAUACCACGAGUUUCACGCGAGGAUCUACCACGGUUGUGAGUAACCAGCGCGGCUACGUCCCGGUAAACGGCGGGCGUUGCCCAGAGCGUAAAACUCAGGACGAUAGCCACGUAUUUGACCCUCGGAGGGUGAUUGCCCUCAACGAAUGUGGGGCUAGUGAGGCAGUUCGAUGCAGUAUCACAUAG
Messenger RNA from Parascedosporium putredinis, 930 nucleotides. The record is from the annotation of a GenBank genome assembly. Lineage: Eukaryota; Fungi; Ascomycota; Sordariomycetes; Microascales; Microascaceae.